CUCUUUCACUCAUCGUUGCCUUAUCUCAAGUCUUUUGCAGUCUUAUAACAGUCGGGUCACGACCGUCGUAUGUAAAUUAGUCCGCAACCUGCCCGCGUCCCGGCCUUCGGGACCUGCAGCGCGCCAAUCUUAUUAUGCGCCCAAACCAGGGCGCAUGCGCAUCUCUAUCGUUUCCGUUGCUGCAGUUUUCGAUAUGGCUACGGCAGCGGUGACUGCAACCGGCCUUUUCCAGAUUAUAAUAUGCUUCUUUUUAAUAUCAAAAGCUUCAAACUAUCGUUAUCCUAAAAAUGAUGUUCAGUUAGGAGUUAUUGUUGAUGCUAACAAGGAAUCUGCAAAUAUUCUCAAAGCUAUGCGUUUUGUUAUGAACGCAAAAAAAGAUCUGUCAAUUGGUCAUUCAGAUAUAAAAUUCAAUGCAAACACUCAAACCCCCAUGAUAAACAACAGCUUCGAUUUGAUGGCCGCUAUGUGCAAGCAUAUGUCUGAAAAAGUUUAUACAAUUUUUGGAAUGAGUACACCAUGUUCAAUGGACACGCUACGCUCAUUUUCUCGCCAAUUUCAAAUGCCAUAUGUUUCUAUUGGUACUCCUUUAAAGUCAAAUCAUCCAAAUUCAAAUAUGGAACCCCCUUUCGAAUUAUUCAUCCGACCCCGAUACUCAGAAGCAAUUGUUGAACUAAUAAGACAUUAUGGUUGGAAAAACGUCUAUUACAUUCACGAUACGAGAGUAGACGGAAUUUUGCGGGCUGAACAGUUGAUUGAGAGUCUUUCCGAGGAAAUGGUAACGGUUCAUUUCGAUAUGAUCUACGCUAGAGACGGAAGUGACGCUCACGAUCAGAUAUCGACAAUAGAUACAACUAAAUCGGAAGACCAAAGAGUCAUUAUGCUUGAUAUGAGUAAAGAUAACGCCAACGAACUAUUCAAUAAUUUAUAUACAGAUGCGAAAAGAUUAAAGUUUCACUUUCUAGUUGUUGAAUUAGGAAUAGUUGAGUUGAACUUUACGGAAAAAGCUGCUGGAGGUCUGAAAGUAACUGGUUUCCAAAUGCUCGGUGCUCCAUCUGUAGUUUCUCUUUACGGAGAUGGAAAAUUCACAUCCUCUAAUGAUAUUAAUACAACAAUUAACAAAUACCUAAGAUUUAUCGACGAAGAAGUUGCUGACUUUAAAAACUAUCAUCAGUACUUUACACACGACGUCGCUUUAACAAUAGACGCCUUAAUGGUAAUGAAAAAAGCUUGGAAGGCUCUAUUAAGUAGAAAAGCUGAUAUUGACGAUUAUAAAGAUAGUCAAAAUAUUCAAUGCGAUAAGAGCAAUAGAAAAUGGAAAAAGGGUCCGGAAGUAAUGAAUGCAUUAAAAAGGGUUAGAAUAAAAAAUGGCCUUACAGGAAAUAUUGCUUUUGACGACAAUGGUUAUAGGAAAGAUUUCGUUCUUUUACUAUUCGAAGUUGCCUUUAGUAAGGGCCUUACUCAAUUUGGUUACUGGACACCUAAAGUAAAGACAAAAAAUGGCAAGACAAGAGGUGGUUUAGGCAUAAGGCAACCGGAUGAAAAAGAGAGAAAUUUAUAUCAAUCGGCAAUUAAGGAUACAAGAAUUCGUUCAAAUAAGAAGAUAAGAAAAGUUACAUCAAUAUUGACCGCUCCAUACCUGAUGGAAAAUAAAAGUACAAACGCAACAGGAAAUGAUCGUUUUGAAGGUUAUUGCAAAGAUUUAGCAGAUAAAGUGUCUGAAAUUCUUAAAUUUGAGUAUGAAAUUGUACCUGUUCCGGAUGGUCAAUACGGUAAACUACUAGACAAUGGAACUUGGACAGGAAUGAUGGGGGAACUCGUUAGUAACAGAGCAGAUUUGGCUAUUGCACCUUUAACAAUAACUGCAGUUAGAGAAGAGGUCGUUGAUUUUUCCAAGCCAUUUCAGUCUCUUGGAAUAUCAAUCAUGAUUAAGAAACCUUCAAACGAGAAACCUGGAGUGUUUUCUUUUAUGUACCCUCUAUCUUCGGAGAUAUGGAUGUGUGUUAUAUUCGCUUAUAUUGGAGUAUCUGUCGUUCUGUUCCUAGUCUCAAGAUUUAGCCCUUUCGAAUGGAAAGUGGAAGAUUCUAAUGAAGGACCAACAGUCACAAACAACUUUACAAUAUUUAAUUCUCUAUGGUUCUCUCUAGGGGCCUUUAUGCAGCAAGGAUGCGACAUUGAACCUAGAUCAAUAUCUGGUAGAAUUGUUGGAUCUGUUUGGUGGUUUUUCACCCUCAUUAUAAUCUCUAGCUAUACGGCUAAUUUAGCUGCAUUUCUCACGGUUCAGAGAAUGAAAGCACCAAUAGAGAGCGCAGAUGAUUUGGCUAAGCAAACUGAGAUAAAAUAUGGUACAAUCGAUUCUGGAACCACUAAGGAAUUUUUUAGGACGAGCACCAUACCCACUUAUGAGAGAAUGUGGUCAUUUAUGUCCUCCCAAAAGCCUUCUGUUUUUGUUAAAGGCAAUGAGGAAGGUAUCAGAAGAGUAAGAAACGAGAAUGGCAGAUACGCUUUCCUUAUUGAAUCGACUAUUAACGAUUAUAUCAACCAGAGGGAGCCUUGCGAUACAAUGAAGGUUGGGGAAAGUUUAGAUUCUAAGGGGUACGGAAUAGCAACUCCUCUGGGAUCCGACAUGAGAGAUCAAAUAACGCUGGCUGUUUUACAAUUAAGGGAAAAUAAUGAGCUUCCUGCUUUACAAAAGAGGUGGUGGUAUGAAAAGGGCGACAAUUGCGAUAAGGAAUCGUCUAAGACCAAGCAGGACACAACAAACGCUCUUAAAUUACUCAACGUAGCCGGCAUAUUCUAUAUAUUGAUAGGAGGACUAAUCUUAGCUAUUACUAUGGCUGUUUUGGAAUUCUUCUACAGAGCGAAGGUUGAAUCGAAAAAACGAAAGAUUUCGUUCAGUGAUGCUAUCCGACUGAAAGUUCGUAUGUCAAUGAAGGGUGGAAGUGAAAUAGAAGCUCAUACAGUUCAGGAAGUUCCGUCUUCUUCAACGAAGUACAGAACAUAUUCGUUUGAAUGAAAAGUAAAAAUCCCUGCAUUUGUACAUAUAGAAGUAGCAUUCAAGACAGUAAUUCAUCAACUAAACAUAACUAAAACAUAACGUCAAUAUCUCUCUCUCUCUCUCUCUCUCUGUCUGUCUGUCUCUUAUUUCAUUUCUUUGUUUAAAAGAGAAAAAACAAGCACUUUACUCUUUUAUACUCCGUCUUGUAGAGACUGUAUACAAAAAAAAAUCCAUAAAAACUUGUAAUAUUCAAUUAAUAUUGAUUGAUUAUUAACGAAUUAAUAUUCAAAAAAAUAGUGAAUAGUCUAUUAUUAACUAUAUUAACUUACAGUGAACACUUAUAUUAAUGUAAUCAUUACAAGAUAAUGCACUUUAUGUUUAUGUUAUCUUUUGCUAUAUUAUUUUUCUUUUUCUGCUGAAAUCUUUAAGAGAGCAAAGCAUUCUUAAAUCGUAUUGAAGCUGUUUAAAUUCAAUCUUUACCCCAGUUUUUUUAAUAUCUUUUUACUCGUAUAAAAAGUGCAUCGUACAGUAUACACAGUAUAUAUAUAAAUACAAAUGUAUUAAUAAUAAAGCAGAGAAAAUAUUGUCUUUCUUAGAAAUCAUCUUUUAAUAUACAGUUUAUUCAUAUUCUA
Dimorphilus gyrociliatus is the source of this 3627-nucleotide messenger RNA. Lineage: Eukaryota; Metazoa; Annelida; Polychaeta; Dinophilidae. The record is from the annotation of a GenBank genome assembly.